AUGUUAGAGCGCAAUACCUUUAUGCCUGAGGAGUUUUAUAACCCUAUUGAAAAUUUUUUUGUCCUUGUAAAUGAUUGCGAUUCCACCGUUGAAGUGAGAUGCAGUAGGCCUCCGUCCAAACAUCCAACUCAUUGCUGUGCCUGUGCGAGCACUGCUUCCACAGUAAUCUACACUGUUCAAGCUCACGCUCAAACACCGAGACAGUCCAAUUCUGUUGCACCAGUGGCUCGUCAACAUUCCCAAGUCCAUGCUCGUCAGACCUCUGUUGGAGCAAUAAGUGGCACUACUAGCGGUGUAGUACUCCGUCAGCACUCCCAUCAAUAUAAUCCCCACCCGCAUUCCCACCACCAUUUAAGUCGAAGAGACCGAGCCCUUAUGGCAACCUCUAUGCUAAUGAAUCCACAGCAUCCAUACCAUAUGCAAGAACACCAUGCCAUGAUCCCAGUCUAUCAUACCCACUUUUAUAGACAGUCAAUGCCUCCUGUCGUAGGUUUGUCCCAUCAACGAUUUCAAGUUGCUUCUCCUGUCUAUGCUGCUUUGCAUAUCCAUUAG
Messenger RNA from Rodentolepis nana, 552 nucleotides. Lineage: Eukaryota; Metazoa; Platyhelminthes; Cestoda; Cyclophyllidea; Hymenolepididae. The record is from the annotation of a GenBank genome assembly.